UCAUUAGGCUAAAGAAGAACCACCUCUGAAAAGAAAUUAGUGAGUUCAACUUUGCCAUUCCAAAUUUCCAAAAUCAAUUUUAUAUUCAGCCCUGUUGAGACUUGUCUCUUACUUGUCGUGUCGUAUCUCUCACGAAUAAUUUCACUGCUUACUCGUCUCAAACUUUCAUCACACACACGAUCCAGUUUAGUUUGACUUGCGGGAAUCGGCGUGUUCUGAUUUCGUACUUCACUUCUUCACGUUUUCCUUGAUUAUCCGUCAAGCAAGGACUGGCAAACUUUACUAUUAUCCACACCCACCCACCCAGUCUACGAGGGCGAGAUGGCGAGUGAGCCGACUGGGACCGCUGGGGGGGACGAGGACGUUAACAUAUUUGAUGAGCCAUCAUCCCCCCCAGAAGAAGAGUGGCGAGAAAAGGCGCUCAACUGGGCACACAUUUUAAGUUAUCUUCAUACAAGUGAUAACGUUUCUUCAGCGUCAGUGGCUUCGUGCCUCGCCCUGAAUAAGGAUAUCGCAUUUCUUGUGGAUCAGGAAGUCAUCAGGGCACACUCCUUCAUACUCCAAAUUCGCAGCGCUUACUUUUCACGAGCACUUGGAAGGAUGUUCCUUCGAGCAUUGAAAGGUCUAGGUCAAUACGAGGAUGAAGAGGGAUACACGCUCUGGGAACUCAAACCUCUGCCGAUUCCAGCGAACAUGACGGAUCCAGAAUCUUUCAAGGCAAUGAUUCAGUUCAUGUAUACUGAAGAAUUAGACGAGCAACAAAGCGAUGAUAAACUUUGUGGGUUGCUCAAGGCUGGGAAGCGCUUUGAAGUCAAAUUGCUGGAAAAUCGAUGUGAAGACCUUUUAUACAAACGACUGAAUAUACAGAACAUGCUCAACAUUUAUGAAGUUGCGGAACUUUUAAACAAACAACCACUAAUGGAAUGUUGUUUUUCUUUGAUGAUAAAGAAUGGAGAUAUGUUUUUUGAGAGUCCCGACUUUACGAAAAUUAGUCAUGGUCUCCUCUGCAAAUUAUUAGGAAAUGAUGACUUGUGUGUCCAAGAAAAUAAUAUAUUUGAUAGUUGUCUAAGAUGGGCACGGGCUCAAUUGCAACGUUUGGGAAAGGAAGAAAACGGACAAAAUUUGCGUGGUGUACUAGACCCAGCUCAUACACUAAUUCGAUUUCCUCUUCUUCAUCAGGAAUUUAUCGUGCAAGGAGUUCAACCUCUUGGCCUACUGUUAGAUUCAGAGUUGCUGGAGAUUACGAUAUUUUUCUUAUCCCGAAAUGAAAACGGACUUAAAACGUUCAGCUCGAAAAACCGAUGUCACAAAGUGAUAAAAAUGAAACAAGAAAAAAGUACUAGUCAGCAAAGUAAUGAGUACUUAAAUACGAAAAAACCUUUGGCAUUAGAAUCCAACAACUCUUUUGAACAAUCGAGUAGUAAAGUCAGAUCGCAGCCUUCUCAACAUACGCAAAUAAAUUUAACUUCAAUUAAUGAAAUUCAAUCGACCCAUCCCGGAAUCAUUGAUAUUGUAAGCGAUGAGGAUCGUAGUGAGGCUGAAGAGGGAGAAAUCAGGACUGAAGAAGUUACCCUGAUGGAUGCUACUACCACUACUUCUACUGCUAGUAAUUUAAAUAAUCAUAGGCAGAAAAGGUUGGUCAGCCCUGACUCAACUCAUCCUCCACCAAAUUGUAUCGACCGACACGAUAAGAGACAAGACACAGAGCAGGAGCAAACGCACGAAGAAAAGAAGAGAAAAUUAGAUAGUUGUCCACAACAAGCACUAGGAUCACAGGAUAUAAAACAGGUCAUAACUGCUAGACCCUCCAAUUCCCAACUAAAAGGUUGGAAUAAUACCGUGACAGUGAAUGGAAAUUUUAACGAACUGUUGUCGAUUGAAGAAUUGCGUGAACGUCUGAAAAGUGCUCUUCAAAAUCUAGACGUGCAUACAUUAGAGGACGUAUUUAAAAUACGCUUAUACAAUGUGUUUUUAUCACACCGUCGAGACUUGAGCGUUAUCGUCGUACCAAACUUGUGUUACGUUGAAAUUGUGGUGGAUUCAUCCCGUCAUGCGCAAACGAUUUCCACUCAUCCGGACAACUAUUUAGUUUUUAGUCGCAAACCAGGUCCCCAAGUAUUAGACUCAGACCUCUGGAAUAGUCCUAUUCGGAUCUGUAUGUGGGAAAAUGGAAUUCGUAGGUUUGAGCUUAACCCGAAUGAGCAUACGCUCUUCAUUAAUAUCCGUGAAGGACAAACUGCAUCAAAUAUUGUACGAAAAUUGGCUGUGGAUAUCCCUACAAAGUACACCAUUGAAAAACUAGCCCUCUGUCGGACAAUAUUUCAUUCCAAGGUUGAUCCGAAGAAACUAACUAGCUUAGUCAUUCACAGAUGCGAAUUUGGUCGUACGGAUAUUCUUCGUGAUUGCUGCUCUCUGGAGCUACUGAGUUGGAUUGGCAUCAUCGAGAAGGAUAUUAUGGAUCUGGUCCAUUUGACUAACGUAGCUAAUACCUUGAAAACCCUCUCCUUAUGUAAUGUUACGGUGGCUGUCGGCGAAGGGGGGACGCCUUCUUUCAGGGUACUUGAGACCAUUCACUUUGUCAUGUGUAAGUGGGAUGAGCAACUUGAGAGACAACUUGGGAUCUUGGCCCCUGCCAUCCGAAAACUGUUUAUAACCGCCCCUCAUAACUUUAUGCCUUCCAACUUAAUGGCAACCGCUUUCUUAAAGCAGAUGACAGAUAUUGAAAAUGUUAUCGUGACUUAUGUGCCUUCGUGCAUUCUUAAAUGCGAUGAAAGGAAAACUGAAGGGGUCAGAUUCUUAAAGUUCUUUGAGUCGAAUGUACAAGUGAAUAACACGAAUACAACUGAUAUAGUUAUACCUAGGAAUGGAUUUCGUUUGUCUAGAAAGCUUCUUAGAUGGACAUUUUUUCAUUUGCCAUCAAACUCGUCAAACGGACCUAGCUUGACUGAUAAAGAGUUUUUCGAUUAUUUCCUGCUGUCGGUGUUUUCCAGAGACUGUAUUGCAUAUUUCAGAGAAACUGUGCUUGAGUGUAAACACGCCUCGUGUCCCGGUCGGUACUUUCAGCAAGGGAAUAUUACAAGUCUUUGUCUACAUGAGCAAUCUAUGUCUGAUAAGUAUAAUAAUGUCAGCCCAUGUUGUGCCGGUGGUCUCUCAAAGGAAGUAGCACCAAAGGACAACGCAAGAUAUCAAAACUCUGUGUAUAAGGUUAUUGACAAUUCAACAGCUAAUGCUGGUUGCACGCAGGCGAGAGUGUGCGACUGUUCAAGUUGCUGCGAAACAUCUUCUCCCUCUCCUUCCAAAGAUUUUUAUUCACAUUGUUCUAAAUCGUCUUCCCCUGACGACGACGACACCACUUUCAAAGCUAAAAGAGUUCGUCGUCGAACAUCCAAAAUUGAGAGGGAUAAUAAUAAUAAUAGACGUCAAUAUGAGCGUACAACUAUCAAAGAAACUACAUCAAGUAGUAGCGAAUCUUCUGAUAAUAGUUCGUCGUCCUUUGGUGGUCAAUAUAUUCCAAGUACUGAUAGUAGUAGUAGUAGUAGUAGUAGUAGCAGUAACAAUAGCAGCGGCGAUGAGUCUAGUUCUUCACCGAGUCCAUGCCGUACCCGUGCUCUAGGCAGAACACGUAAAAUUAGUACCUCAAGUAGCUCGUCGCUAGAUAAUGACAGUAGUAAUAGUGACAAAAGCGCAAGACGCUCAGGAGCAGUGAGGCGACGGGUAGUUACGCGAAGUCGCGCACAAAUUAGUAAGCGAUGAAUCUAAAGUAUAAGGAUAAGCUGGAUAUGAUAAAGUGGCUUGCAACUAGUAAGCCAAGCCGUUAGCUCCCACAAUAUCGUAUCGUACGAUUCGUACGGUAAAGCGUCAUUCCCUCCCUCUCGCAUUAUUUAUAAGUAACACUCGCCUGCCUGCAACCCACACCUAGAUCGACCUUAAUCACUAAAACAAAUUGAUCAUAAGUGAGCUUUUUCAAUAGUAAUAUAAAGAUGUAAUUAUGUGUUCUUUACAAAGAUAAGACUAUGUAACAUGUUGAGUAUGAUUUUGUAAGUCGUUUUGUCAUAUUCUGUAAUUAAAUUUUAUAUUUGGAUUGUUAUGCAGAAAAAGAACUAAAUUUAUGAAAUGCAAACCUUAUAGUUGACCGCAAUGCAAAUUCAUGCACGAUUAGCGCCAUCACGUAUAUCAUAAACAUACUUGCUUAGUUGCAUAUGAUGUACGAUUGACUGGGCAAAUGUUAAGCACAACGACAGAUGAUAAGAUAAGAUGUGCAACACAGACGAUGCUCUAAUUCCGUCACAUUUAACUAAACCAAGCCCUCGCCCUUGAUUUCCUUUCCUUUUUCGCCCUUGUUUGCUGUACGCAUUAUUAUUUAUAAGGAUGAAACAAAUUCAUUUUUUCGUCCUACUUGUGGUGGUGACUUUGCUUCAGAAUGUCCAAGUUUACUCUUUUGAACCAUCUGAAUCAUCAACUUCUCCAGAAAAAGUUGAUGGCGUCCCUGAUGAUGUCCCCUGGGUUCUUCAUUCUGGUGACGACCAGCACAAUAAUAAAACUGAAGACGAGCAUGGAGUUGUUUUUGAGGAUUCCACGGAUUCCACUGCGAUUGAUGACGCCGAGACUGAAAUAACAGAGGAAUAUGAUGAGACGACCAUCGUUGACGGAAUAGCCUCAUCCGCCAGUACUAUUCCUCCAGAGAAUUUAACAACAUUAACUUUUCUUCCAAGUACUGAUGAUGAUCUAGAUAAGCUUACGGACCCCUCUCAGCCAGUUACAACGCAGAAAGAAUUGACAACGACGGCGUUGCCACCAUUGCCAAUUGAGGAGGGAGGAGGAUUAGCGACUUGGGCAAUAAUAGUUGUUGCCUUGCUAGUAUCCUUCGCUGUUAUAUUAACAGCACUCUCAUUUCUCCGCAGGUUUCUCAUCAGGAGGCGGAGAGAGGAUCAACGUAAAUUACUGCUGCGAAGUUCCUCUGCAUCGUCUGAAGGAUUUUUUUAUGGGGAUGGUUCUGGUGUCCACUCGACACGAUUUCACGAUUCGAUCUAAAAUUAAACCCUUGCAUAUCCGUUUGUGCCCAUUCGCAGAAUUAAAUAUACUCAUAAUACUACGUGCGUGCAUGCCAAUUCAGCUAAUUCAAUUUUCCGACUAAGCUAAUAAACAAACAACUGGGUUUUCCAGCA
Molecule: messenger RNA, 5165 nt
Organism: Folsomia candida
Lineage: Eukaryota; Metazoa; Arthropoda; Collembola; Entomobryomorpha; Isotomidae
Exons: 17
Coding region: 322-3753 (1143 amino acids)
Molecular function (GO): protein binding
Source: RefSeq, a predicted model, not a curated record